Messenger RNA from Osmia lignaria (orchard mason bee), 2682 nucleotides. RefSeq names its product Phosphoinositide-dependent kinase 1 (gene Pdk1). The record is from RefSeq and is a predicted model, not a curated record. Lineage: Eukaryota; Metazoa; Arthropoda; Insecta; Hymenoptera; Megachilidae. Gene Ontology annotation, biological process: intracellular signal transduction; peptidyl-serine phosphorylation. Gene Ontology annotation, molecular function: protein serine/threonine kinase activity; ATP binding.
GCAUUAUAAAUGGACUUUGUGCUCGUGCACAUUUUUUCGUCGAAAGGCUAUUUACACGAGCCCGGCUGCAACCACAUAUAUAAAAUGGUUGUUGUUUGUCCGUACGAUUAAGAACAACAUAACAGAUUGUUACAAUCCGAACUGUAUCUUUCCUCGAGCAGUUUAUAAUAAACACACGUGCAGGGAUUCGAAGAUAAAUAAAUACACAUAUUUUUGUCGGUAGCGUCUAAAACAGCAGAUUAACGAUUGCACGCGGUCGAGUAUCGCGAUUCCUUUCGUUUGCGUGUAUGCCUCGAAGAUAAGCCCGAGAUACUGCCGCUCUAACUGCCGAAUUUAUAAAGCCGAUAAUUGUAUCACUCUCAGGGAUGGGAUCGAGGAUUAAAUAAUUUUUCACGCUCUCUUGGUUAAAGAUUGAAAUAAGUUCAGAUUUAUUGUCAAUUGAAAUAGAAAAGAAGAAUGUUUAACAAAAUGAAAUAAAUCUAGAGGACUGCUGAUCGGAAUAACCGACUAUCCUUUAUAAUAAAGGGUGGGGUACGAUGAGCAUAAGUAUGCUUGGAUCGGAUCUCUGGUAAGCUGGUUCCUCGUUCGGUUACAAAGAGGCUCGUUCGUUCCCUUCGGCGCAACUAAACACGGUCAGACGAUUCGCAGACGUUCGUGUUUGUCGUUGUGUGUAUAUACAUAUGUAUGUACAUCAGUUUGCCCCUUGGCUCUUUCACGUGCACCUUAUCAAAGGAUCGCGUGGCCGAAGUUCGAGCUCGGUACGCGGGUAUUAAUUAAGCGGCGUGAUUUCGGAAAUUCCAUCACUGCCCGGCCGUUCGUCGUCGCCUUUUGAAUGGAGUUCGAAGAUCGACCAAGUCCGGCCACGAAUGAUUCACGCAGCCUACGCGAUUUACUAUAUUGUUCGUGUGGCGAACCAGGCGCUUACCGUUUCGCCACAGCCGGCAGUUACGGUGGAGGGGCCGGUGUCCAAAAUGUCUCCACCAACGAACGACGUGACCAACGGCGUGGUUGCGCCACCCAACACCUUGGCGCCUCGGGUUUCGCCGACCGCGAACCCGGCUCUCACCACCAUCAACCCACCGACGCACAAGCGUAAUCCUCAGGAUUUCAUUUUUGGCAAGGUGAUCGGCGAGGGAAGCUUCUCCACCGUUUACCUCGCCAAAGAUAUUCACUCGGGGAAGGAGUACGCGAUCAAAGUGUGCGACAAGCGUCACAUCAUCAAGGAGAAGAAGACCGAGUACGUGAAACGCGAGAAGGAAGUGUUGAACAUGCUCGCGGACGCGAAACAUUCGUUCGUGCGUCUGUUCUGCACGUUCCAAGACGUGGAAAGACUUUAUUUCGUCCUAUCGUAUGCGAAGAACGGUGAACUCCUGCCCUACAUCAACAAGGUUGGCUCGUUCGACAUCGAGUGUACGAAGUUCUACUCGGCGGAGAUUCUUCGUGGUCUCGAGUACCUGCACGGUCUCGGCAUCAUUCAUCGCGAUCUUAAGCCAGAGAACAUUCUGCUGGACGAGAAGAUGCACGUGCUCAUCACCGACUUCGGCAGUGCCAAGAUACUGAAGGAUCCGGAGACGGUGUCGACGCAUACGACCGCCACGGACGACCCGCAACAGCAGCAACAGCAACAGCAGCAGUACCGACGAGAACGCAGGGGUUCGUUCGUUGGUACCGCCCAAUACGUGUCGCCAGAGCUGCUGACCGACAAGACGAGCAGAGCCUCCGAUCUCUGGGCCCUCGGCUGUAUAGUCUACCAGAUGGUCGCUGGUCUGCCCCCGUUCCGCUCUAGAAGCGAGUACAUGAUAUUCCAAAAGAUCCUGAAGCUCGAGUACGAGAUACCCGACGGCUUUUGCGAGCUGGCCAGGUCACUGGUCAGUCAGCUGUUGGUGCUCGAGCCAUCCGAGAGACUUGGCGCCCAGGACGAACACGGCGCCGGAUAUCCCAGUAUCAGAGCGCAUCCCUUCUUCGAGGGCGUCGACUUCGAGACCCUCCACGAGCAGACACCACCACCGAUCUACCCAUACCUGCCAGGUACGUCGGAACACGAGGAGCUCAGGUCGCAGUACAGGGUUCCCGAUCACCUGGAACCUGGCCUCGACGACAAACAGCUCACCAGGCUUCUUGGUCUGGGCAUCGGAGAGGACGACGACGACGACGACGACGACGACGAAGACGCGACCAUUGAGCGUGAGAAGGUCGCGCAGCAGGCCACUAAGGUCGUCGAGAAGCCGAGGAGAAGGACGAACGCGGUAGCGACGGACGGUAACAUCACCGAUCUAACGCCGGAGGAGAUCAAGAACCGGCUGGAGAAGCAACGCGCGUCCAAUCAAUGGGAUGUCUUCGUUGAGGGUAACCUUAUACUGAAGCAGGGCUUCGUGAACAAGAGGAAAGGCCUGUUCGCCAGGCGGAGAAUGCUCCUGCUCACCACCGGACCACACUUGUACUAUGUCGAUCCUGUCAACAUGGUGCUCAAGGGAGAGAUACCCUGGAGCCCGGAACUAAGGGUCGAACCGAAGAGCUUUAAGAUCUUCUUCGUCCACACACCAAACAGAACGUAUUAUCUUGAAGAUCCCGAAGGAUUCGCAUUGGAGUGGUGUAGAGCGAUCGAGAACACGCGAGUCCACUACUACGGCCUGCAGGAGUCCACCACCACCGCUUAAACAGAAGACUGAACCCAAGAUUGUU